Ambispora gerdemannii is the source of this 358-nucleotide messenger RNA. Lineage: Eukaryota; Fungi; Glomeromycota; Glomeromycetes; Archaeosporales; Ambisporaceae. The record is from the annotation of a GenBank genome assembly.
UCUAAGAGAAGUGUUAUUAAAAUAUGGCCUCGAUAGUGAUGGUAUUGAAUCCAUCCCGCUAUUCAGCCUCCCAACCUACGAGGUUCAAGACAAUGAUAAGCAUUUUGCACAUUGCAUGGCUGAGAUUUUAGUCCGAUUGAGAGAUUACGGGUCAUUGCUCGUAGAUAGUUUAGAAAGCAUGCGGAACGAAUACGUUGUGGCAUUACUCCAUUCUGCCCUUCAUAUCGUACGAGACGAUACACAAAAGCAGUUUAGUAUGAGACCGCAAUACGAGGUUACGGGGGAAAAAAGUACAGGCCGAGUCGAUUACGCCAUCAAGGUAUAUAUUGAAAGUUUAGCAGUAAAAAUUGCCGAGUAA